Penicillium mononematosum is the source of this 918-nucleotide messenger RNA. RefSeq names its product PQ-loop repeat-containing protein. Gene Ontology annotation, biological process: phospholipid translocation; retrograde transport, endosome to Golgi. Lineage: Eukaryota; Fungi; Ascomycota; Eurotiomycetes; Eurotiales; Aspergillaceae. The transcript is spliced from 4 exons. The coding region runs from base 1 to 918 and encodes 305 amino acids. The record is from RefSeq and is a predicted model, not a curated record. Gene Ontology annotation, cellular component: trans-Golgi network; endosome.
AUGUCUUUUUUCCAGAUGGCAUUUGACUAUGCCGCACCUGUCUUCCUUAUAACCUCUCCCGUCACCUCCUAUGCCGACCAGAUCUUCAGCAUUCAUCGCACAAGAAGCUCAGCAGGCUUCUCUUUGGACAUUCCUUUGAUCAUGCUGAUUUCGUCGAUCCUGAAGAUUUUCUAUUGGUUUGGCGAGCACUACUCAGGCACUUUGUUGACGCAAGCAAUUGUCAUGAUCGUGGUGCAGAUGACGAUGCUCAAGGUUGCACUCAAUAAUCGGCCCUCUGCCGGGGUGAGAAAUGGAAUUGAGCACACACCCUUCAGUGGCGGUAACUCCGAUGGUUCAUCCUUAAGGCCCUAUGAGUUUUGGCAGUGGAAAGCCGCCAAGCCAUACUGGAUGUCUCUGGGUUACUUUGUCGGAAUGCUGACCGUCGUCCACCUGACCCCGAUCGCUCAGUCGCAAUUCUAUAUCAGCCUCCUUGGCUACAUCGGACUCGCCGUCGAAGCUACCCUCCCUAUCCCUCAAAUCCUUGCCAACCACCGAUCCGGCUCGUGCAAGGGCUUCCGAGUCUCCGUUAUUGCGGCAUGGAUUCUUGGUGACACCAUGAAGAUGAGCUACUUCUUCAACAGCACAGAGACCAUCCCAUGGGCGUUCAAGCUCUGCGGUAUCUUCCAGUGCGUGUGCGACUUCUACCUGGGUUUCCAGUUCUAUUUUUUCACCCGAAACACCCACUCUAAAACUCCGUCCCACUCCCACUCCAACUCGCUCUCUAACGCGUUCUCCAACCCACACUCACAUUCCAACUCACUCUCCCACGCUUUCCCUCUCUCCGCUUCCCACUCCCGUUCCAACUCUCAGACCGCAGGCGAGUCUAUGGAGCAGAAUGGGCGCUGGGGUCAUCACGAGAAGGAUAUCCGCAUGAACUGA